AUGGGGAUGUUCCGCACGUUUACCCUGGGACUGGUCGCAGUCCUAGUGGCCAUGUUGUACGGGCCCAUCGCCCAUAUGAUUCGAAUUGGAGGCAUCUUCCAGACUCCCCAGCAGACAUUAUUUCCAGAAGGACAUGGCCCAAUCCCCAUCGAGGAUACCAUUCACUGCGAGGAUUUACACCACUACCGUCCGGCCAACCUCCUCUUUGCUGCGUGCGAGGACUCGAAAAUGACGCGGUUUGGCUGGUUCCCGCCGCUGGGCCAAUUUUCGAAGCCGCCGACGACACCGGGGUCUAUUCAUGUUAUUGAUCCGAAGACAAUGAAGUCGAAGCGUCUGGCCUUUGACAACUUCAAGGGUCCCUUCGUGACGCACGGUAUUGAUGUGAUCCAAGAUCCCAAGCAAGCGGAUGCCGUGUACAUCGUCGCAGUCAACCAUCUUCCCAACCCGGAGUAUUACCAACAGGAAGCCGAAGCAGCCGAGGCUCAAAAUAUCCCCAAAGGCCGCUCUCAGAUCGAACUCUUCCACCAUGUCCUAGAGUCGGACAAGGUGCAGCAUGUGCGCUCAAUCCAACAUCCGCUCAUCCGCACCCCGAACGAUGUCAUCGCCGACAGCCCGCACUCGCUCUACGUGACCAACGACCACUUCUACCGCGAGGGAACGCUGCGGCUCAUCGAGGAUCUCUGGCCUUCCGCCAAGUGGACGGAUAUCAUCCACGUCCAGAUCGACGAUCUUAAAUCCAAAGAUGCUACGGCAGGUAUCCAGGCUUCGGUAGCCCACACGGGUCUGUGGAAUAAUAACGGGCUCGGACACGGCAACUCCGAGAAAGAAGUAGUGAUUUCGAGUGCCGUGGGCGGCGAGCUGUAUCUCGCCAAUAAGCACGACAGCAAUCACACCCUGUCCAUCCACAGCACCAUCUCCUUUGACACUGUUACCGAUAACCCGAGCUACUACGCGGACCCCUACCGCACGGACUCGGACGAUGCGAGCGGAUAUCUUGUCGCGGGCAUUUCGCAACAUAUCAAUCUGCCGAAGACUUCCAGGGAUCCCGACGCGAAGGAUCCUUGUCAGACCUGGUAUGCCCGUCCCGCUGGUGAUGGGAAAUGGGAGAAGAAGAUGCUGUUUGAAGAUGAUGGCUCGAGACUUCGUACGGCGAGUGCGGCGGUGUUGGUACCCAUAGAGCCGGAGGAUGGCAAGAAGAGAGCGUGGCUGUUUGUGACGGGAUUUAUGUCGGAGAGUAUGGUGGCUGUGCAGGUGGAGCUGUAA
Penicillium riverlandense is the source of this 1263-nucleotide messenger RNA. RefSeq names its product serum paraoxonase/arylesterase family protein. The record is from RefSeq and is a predicted model, not a curated record. Bases 1 to 1263 code for a protein of 420 amino acids. NCBI's taxonomy places the organism in Eukaryota, Fungi, Ascomycota, Eurotiomycetes, Eurotiales, Aspergillaceae. The transcript has 2 exons.